AUGGCCAAAGAAGAAAAGCAGUCCGAGGAAGUCCCUCCUUGCGAAACUCUCACCGCAACAACAUCACCGCAGCAGACCGGAGACUCUCCGUGUACUGAGGAACUACGAAAGAAGUUAAUCGCCUUCUAUCUCACAUUCGUUGCUAUUCUCGUCAAUCUCUUCUUGUAUGCUCUCGAUGCAACCACAUUAGCAGUAGCGACACCAGCCAUUGCCGCAGAUUUGAACGGUACUUCCCUAGAGUCGUUUUGGGCUUCCAUCUCCUAUCUCCUCUCCGUCGCCGUCACUCAACCACUUUACGCAACACUAUCGGAUGUCCUCGGUCGGAAGCCUUGUCUUUAUGCCGCGUAUGCCUUCUUCUUUACCGGUUUGAUGGUGUUCGCCCUUGCAAAGACCAUGAGGGUGGUCGUAGCGGGUCGUGUUUUACAAGGUCUAGGCGGCGGGGGUUUAGACGUGCUCAGUGAGAUCAUGAUCAUUGUCACCGAUAUGACGACACUGCAGGAGCGCUCGCUAUACCUUGGACUUAUGGCCAUCCCUACCGCGCUCGGCAGUGUCCUAGGACCGACUGUUGGUGGUGUGUUCAGUAGCCUUGUUAGCUGGCGUUGGAUUGGAUGGAUCAAUCUGCCCCUCCUGGGAAUCUCCUUUCCCUUGACCGUAGUCUUUCUGAAACUACGAUCGCUCCAACAUUCACCGCUGUCCGAGUUGCGGCGCUUGGACUGGACUGGAGUAUUUCUAUUUACCGCAUGGAUCAUAUUGUUUGCGCUUCCGUUGAGCUGGGCAGGCAAUCUUUACGCCUGGGAUUCCUUCCGUACUCUUUUACCGCUUUUGUUCGGCGUGACUAUUCUCGUAGCCUUCGCCUUCUAUGAGGGCAAGGCAAUCACUCCUAUCAUGCCGCAUCGAAUUUUCAAGUCGAGGACGGCAUCAGCUACAUUGCUCAGCGUAUUCAUACACGGAGUCUCCUUGUAUUCCUUGCUUCAAUGGCUACCACUUCUGUAUCAGGCCAUCAUGGCCAAGACAGUGUUAAGCUCGGCAGUAACUCUUCUUCCAACAAGUGCUACGAGCGUAGUAGCGGCCGUUGGAGGAGUCACUAUAGUUGGCUUGGCCAACAUCGGAUAUCGUUGGAGUAUUCGUGUCGCUUGGGCAUUCACAGCGGCAGGAACCGGCCUUCUCGUCUUGCUGGAUGCUGAUUCAACUGCCUCAAUCGCCUAUGGUCUACCGGUGAUUUGGGGAGCCGGUAUUGGUCUAUUGCUCCGCCUCCUAUUUCUUCCGCUGCAAGCAAGCGUAGUUCGCGUUGACGAUACCGGACUGGCCAUUGGAAUCCUCUUGACCUUCCGUCUUCUUGGCGGUCUUGUCGGGUUAUCGAUAUGCUCCACGAUCUUCAGCAGCUACUUCUCACGCUCUCUCGACUCCAUCGGUAGUCUGCCGAUAUCUUUGGAACACUUGCGAGACCCUGAGGCUGCUAUAGCGUUCAUACCGCAACUAAGAGCGCUCGAUCUGCCGGACACAAUUCUCGAGCCUAUUAUACAUGCCUACCUGACCUCUAUUAGAGCAGUUGUGUACGCAAUGACUGGUUUUGCAAGCUUGGGGUUUUUGUCGUCUUUCUUUAUCCAGGAGCUGACUCUGGAGAAAACCGAAAUGGGACAGCAGCAAUUCGAAGAUUGA
Messenger RNA from Pyrenophora tritici-repentis Pt-1C-BFP, 1659 nucleotides. Its product is annotated as ProP, Permease major facilitator superfamily. Gene Ontology annotation, molecular function: transmembrane transporter activity. Lineage: Eukaryota; Fungi; Ascomycota; Dothideomycetes; Pleosporales; Pleosporaceae. Gene Ontology annotation, cellular component: plasma membrane. Gene Ontology annotation, biological process: transmembrane transport. The record is from RefSeq and is a predicted model, not a curated record.